Messenger RNA from Plasmodium fragile, 5844 nucleotides. RefSeq lists its product as uncharacterized. The record is from RefSeq and is a predicted model, not a curated record. Bases 1 to 5844 code for a protein of 1947 amino acids. The transcript is spliced from 19 exons. NCBI's taxonomy places the organism in Eukaryota, Apicomplexa, Aconoidasida, Haemosporida, Plasmodiidae.
AUGCAUACCAAUGACCCCGAAUUUAAAAGUCAUUUUGCGCUGAAAAUAAAGUUAAAAGCGUUGCACCUUUUUUGCGAGGACUUAAACGACGCGUUAAAGUUAAAAUUCAGGAUUUACUAUGAUGGCGAAGACGAGAGCAGUGUCCGCGUCUCCCCGGAGAGGGUUCGAGUGGUUGAGGCGUUGAACAGGGACUACAACACUAUGAUUAAGUCGAUCAUAAACAAGUCCAUUUACCUACCCAUCGUGUGCCUAAAAGGGAAGUGUCCUCAGUUCAUUAACAUUAUUUGUAGCAUUGGCAAAAGAAGAGAGAUAGGCCUAAAGCUAUACCUUAAUAAAAAUUAUGCCUUCUUAAAGUAUUACGGCACGAACAAACUGUACAGCAUAUAUGACUACGACAAUGGCAGUGUGCAAGGCCACCUGGAACUUGCACUGGACAUAGUCAACUGUAAUCGGUCCGUCCCCUACUUCGGGAGGGAGACUUCCAAAAUGGGGAAGGACGACCACUACAUUUUGGCAACUGAAAUUUCGGUCAGCAAAUUGUGGAAGGAGAUGGUGGCACAUAAAACGAACAGGGAUGUCAACGCUUACGUGGAGUCUUUUAGAAUAAUGCGGGAAGAUGGCUUAAGCGGAGUUGCGCUCACGGCGAUAGACAGGAAUACCCCCCUGAGUCUGUUCUGUGGCUCAGCCAAGCAUGCUUACGAGCACUUGCCAAUUCCAUUAAUAUGCCCCGCUGGCUUGUUUGAUUAUUUCUACAUGGAGGUGUUCCCUCUAUAUAAGAAGAGUAACCCAUCAUGGAUUAGGGUUGUUAACGAUGUAUAUGACAAGUACCUGUGCAGGCACUUCCAGAAAAAGGACAUGUACGAAGAGGUCCGAGCCUGUGCGCUCUUCUUCUACCUAGAGAGUGCAUUUGUUAAGGUGGCAGCAAGUUUUGCAAAAUGUGUUAUUAUCCAGGAGUAUACGAAGUACACCUCGCCGAGGUACCUUGACAAGCUGUUUGCAGGGAAGCCAAAAGAUAAGGUCCAGUUGGACGAGGACUUUAAAUACGAAAAAAUAUCUGGGGAGAGCCCCCUAGACGUUUUCAAGUUAUUUGAGGGAGAUGAGGUGUACGUAACACAUGACUCUUGUGUUGUAGCAGAGGGGCUCAUAGGGAUUCUCAUUUUUGGGGACGACCGAACGGACACGGACCUCGCGUGCAAGACGUACAACCGAGAAAUAAAGGCGCAGCAGUGGAUAAACAAAGGCAUAGCCAAGGUUAAAAGCCAAAAUUUAAAAGGGAUGACAAAGGAAUGCGGAAAAGGCAGAAUGGACGGGACGAUUUCCUUGUCCUUGUUGUCUUUCAACCUAAGCGCGCUUGUAUCCUACAAGGGGUUCAAAAUGUACGUCAUUCCGUCCCCCCUCUUUCCGCUGGCGGUUAGGAGGCUGGACGGGGUCAGUGGUGAUCUCAAACACGAAUUGAGGCUUCUGGAAAAGGCCAUACCCACUUAUGCACUGUUCAAGGGGGUGAAGGGGAAGGAAGCAUUUUUGGCCAAGUACCACUCGGAGGACAAUUACGUGUUCUACAAUAUUAACACAAUGUUCGGUGGGAUGAAGAAAAGGCAUUUUCCCAUUUUUGAAAAUUCACCAGGGGAAGCAUCCCACAUUAAGGAACAGAUGAAACAGGGGGGUUACAAGGCAAAAUCUUUUUACUCAAAUGACGUGGAGGUGAGAGGGGACCUCGACCUCUACUGUGAAGAAGAAGAGACAGAUGGAUGGGGUAGAGGUACAUAUGGGAAGAACUCAGAAAAAUAUAUUGAACGUGUCUUAAGGGAGAUUGAAAAUCUAUCCUUCAGUGUCCCAUUUGAUAGUACCUCAUUAAAAAUGUACUUACAUGGAAGGGGGUUAAAAAUGAAACACCUUGGGAAGAUGCUCAGUUGCGUAUCGGUUAGGUGGCUAUACGAUAUGAUACUAAAUGAGAUUCUAAUUCGUUGUAUUAAAAAGUAUGUCCAUUUGUGCAUGCGUGAGAUCUGCUUGUUUUGUAAAGAGAGAGUAAGUCAAUAUGAGCGGUUACAGGGUGGGGAUUUGUGCGCAGCUAACUCACGUGCAGAGUUGGACUUUUCCGUGGAGUCAGAUUUGUCAAGUGAUGAAGUGGGGCAUGUAAAAGGGGAGACAUCACUGCCAAACGGUUGCGAUUCAGGUGGAGACAGCUCUACCUGCUCGGAGACGUCUUCUCUGCGCAGCGACGAUACGGACGGUACCUCCAAAUGGGGUUACAGCCAUUACCUGCUGAAAAAGAAAGAAACAAAACAGAAGCGUUGCUCAAGGAAGAAGGUACUGAAGUCAUUUAUAAGUAUGAGGAAUGUGCUUAGUAGGAAGGGGCUACUGAAGAGUCACUUGGAAAGCGCCUUGAGGGGGGGUAGUACUGGGCAAAGCAAUCCACAAGGGGGAAAUUCCCUUUUGAGCAAGCUCCUAAAUUUUGACUCCUUCGAAAAAUAUAUGAACGAAGAAAUGUACAUAAUAAAAAGGAAGAAGGUGAAGGGAGGCAUAAAAAUUGCAAGUAAAAAACACAAAGGAAGUGUAACUCUAAUUGAUAUAUUUAUAAUUAAUCUGUUCAAUCUGAUAUUCGUACAGGAGAGUGGAACAGACAGGGAUCUCCUAGCAGCUCUUCAAAAUAUAUCUUCAACGUGUUUUCACACCAGUGUAGAUAACUCUAUAGAGUCAGCUCAGAAAAAUUACUUGUAUGCAAAUUUGCAACCAUGUUUGGGGAUUUCCUUCUACGGCACAUGUGUUAAUCGGAUGAGUGCAAAAGGGAACUCACCUAAUGGGAAAUUUUCCAUGCAGCACUUGAAGGCAUAUAGGACAAAAAUUAAAAACUCCAUAAAUGUUACGUACAUGGAUUUGCCAACCUAUACGUAUACGCAUCGACCUGAAAAGAUACCUCUAGAUAUACCCAGCGAAAAUAAAAAAAUAUUAUCUAAGGCUAUUUUUUUUACCAUAAUGUAUUAUCAUCACUUAAGUGACAGUAACGAGGUGUACACGAAGAAGUCGUUCCUCACGGGUAGGGAAUUGCCCAGCAGGGGAAGCUCUGAAGAGGAAGACACAACGAAUCGACAUAAUUGGUCAUAUACAAUUAGGUUAAACUCUCUGCUUGCAUCAAACGAUAAUGUACCUUUUUGUAGUGACGCCAAUUAUCUAGCUCUUUAUGGCUUCUUAAAUAUGGUUGCUGUUGGUGUACAGCUUGGCUUUUUCGAAAGUGCUUUAAAAAGGCUUAUUGCCCUUUUUCAAUACAUCCCGGAAGAUAGUGUCAUCUCGGUGCAUGUCCGGAUUAUGUGCUUGUACAUUCAUGCGUUGAAGGGGAGGUACCUUCAGGGGGGUCGUGUACUGUGGGAUGAUGACAGGGGUAUGAAGAACAGGGCAGGGAAGCGAUAUAAAGGGGGUAAGGGAAAAUGGGUCUCUCACCACUCAAGGAAGCAUUCCGCAGAUGAAGAAUCCACGCAAGGGAGCUUCAGCUCAGUGUCCGGAAGGGGAGUGUUCCUCCUUGACGACGAAACGACUUCGCAGUGCGCAGAUUGCUCUGGUUGCAGCGACCUUUGGAGCGAGGCUGACAAGUCAGGGAGUGAAAUGAGACAAGUCGACCAUGGGGACAAGUCCAACUGCACGAAUGCACACCAGGAAAUGUGUUUCCCCUCAGAGGGCGCACUGGAUCUGUACAAGGGGAUUCAUGAAUGCUGCUCCGUCAUCUUGAACAACUACUUUGUCUUCUUCCACCCGAUGCACCUGGAUUUCUACCUGUCUCUGGCGUGGUACAACCGCAGCGUGAACAACUACCGCGAGUUCCUGCUGCUCCUCCGAACGGCCAUUCUUCUUCAGCUGAAAAUGAAAUUGAAGAAUGACUCCACAGAAAGGAUCGAAGAUGUGGUGAAGCUCAGUGACAAUUUUGAAAAUCUGGUUUACUUCAAUUUUGAACUUUCUUCGUGUAGGGGGAGGGGGUUGAGGAAGGAAAAGGAGUACGUGCUCCUGGAGAGGAUCCGAAAUGUUUCUAGCUUUUUUCUAAACAGCAUAUGCUACCCCCAUGAGGAUUUAUUUGUACACGCUACUUUGGAGACCACGAUGAAGUGCUCCUCGGUGUAUAACAUGCGUCUGGGUUGCACUGUGCACCAUUUUGCCAACUCAUUAUUUUAUUACUACUACACUAAUAGGGUUAUUAGGAAGUACCGACAUGAGAACUUCAUCCUGAAUGGGUCUCUGUGUUGCAUCUCUGUGUUGGAGCAUGUGCGUGAUGUAUAUUACUCGUUCGGCGCAGACAAUGUGUAUGUGGGAGAAGCGUCAUUGGACCUGUCGCUGAUGGCUUUGAAGACUUACUUGAGCGAGAUGACAGAGUUUGGUGGGAAUUGCGUAAUGGCAUACGCGCUGGUGAACGCGCGGCUCGCGGCGGAGCGCUUCCGGCGGAACCUCGGAAUAAACCACCCCGACACGCUACACAGCCAGUAUGUGCUGAGCCUGGUCUACAUGUACCUGGACAGUGAGAAGUGUCUUCAUAUGUUCGAAGAAAUAAUUUACUACCUGCUCAAUUACAAGUACUCGAAUAAGGACAAAAACAUAUUGAAUCGGGUCUACUGUCAUGCCCCAGAUUUAGUCUUAACACAAGAAGGGGUUCACUCCACAGGGGGAAUCCCCAAGAGGUGUAGAAUCAUGUGGUACCUUUUGCACUCCUGGUUUAGCAUUUGCAUCCCUAUCAAGUACCUGCGUAAAAUACGAAGAAUUUUGUUUCUGCUUUUUUCUGUGGAGAGCUGUAGGAGGAGAAGAAGUCAAGUUGGGGGAGGAAGGUACUCAGGUACAGGAGGUUCUCACAUUGAACACGGAUGGGUUAACCGAUCUGAUGACUUCCUUGGUGGGAAUGUUUUGUGGGCCUGUUCAAAGGAUGUCGAUGAGGAACAUAUAUUCCCCUUUGAGCAACUGGUCUCCUGUAUAUGUGGGUAUAAAAACAUUUUCCCCCUCCAAGGGUUGUUUAGCCAAAUGGAAGAAUAUAACGACCUGCUCAAAUGUAAUAAGCACGUGGUGGAGGGGACAACAAGUAGGAUGGAAGAAUUUGGUAGCAGAGACGGGGUAACCGCCGCGGAGACAUUCGAUGCUGCGUAUGAUAUUCGAUUAUUACCUUUACUUCUAAGCAGAGUUGAGACAGGGAAUGACAACAGGACGGACGCCUUUUCUGGUGCAUUGGUAAAAAGUGGUUUGAAGUACAAAAAGGAGUUUGUGAAUUAUGUGCACCAUCCUGACUUUCGAACUGAUGAGGGUGUGGAGGAUUAUCUUAAGAGGGAGACCCAAAAAGGUACUACAAAGAGGAGAAAAAGCGUCACAGAUUUUUACUUGAAGAAAUUAAUAAAAAUGGUGGAACACCAAGUGGAGGUGCUUUACAAGAGGGAGAAAUACAAACAUGACACGAAGCUACAUUUGUCCACUAGAACAAAUAAAUCGUGUGCAAGUUUGCCUUUACGUAUUGUGAAAGGAAAGAGAAGCGAAAGGGAUAAUGACACAGAGGGCUGUUCUGUUGUGUGGAAUGCACGAAGGGGAACCUUCCAAAGGAGAGAAGUGGAUAGUUCUUCUUUAAGUUCAGAAAAUUUCGGUGAUUACUCGGGUGUCCGUUCUAUUAGCUGUGGAGAGAAUUCCUCCAGUGGGUUGAGGAACAAUCCAAGUGGCCAUAAACGGGAGAGACGCCGAUCAGAGCAUGUGCAGGCUACACGGACGAGGAAGUUGAGAGCUGCUUCCCUGGUGAACAACGAUGUGCACAUCCUGAUGAGCUUGCUGUACCACUUUCUCAACAAGGACAAGUUUCACCUGUUCUAUUCGCGCGCGGCGGAUGGGGAGUGA